Messenger RNA from Phanerochaete carnosa HHB-10118-sp, 648 nucleotides. RefSeq lists its product as uncharacterized. The transcript has a single exon. The record is from RefSeq and is a predicted model, not a curated record. Lineage: Eukaryota; Fungi; Basidiomycota; Agaricomycetes; Polyporales; Phanerochaetaceae. The coding region runs from base 72 to 326 and encodes 84 amino acids.
UUAUGUCCUUAUCGGGUUAGCAGCACCUAACGUUGCAGAUCCUUCGCAUACUCCAAGCGUUCACAGAUCAUAUGGACGUGGCGAAUGCCCCAGUCACAUACUAUAUUACGCUCAGCACGCGUGCGAGAACGUCUAAGGCUGCCUUGUAUAUGACCCUUACCCUCGUUUGCGACGCUCUUCUGGUAUGUUGGAUGCGGGAUGAGGUGUCUUCGGCUCACACGAGUUGCACUAAGGUAUAUCGAGUAUUUGUGGUAUGCGAUCGCAAGUACCCCAUAAUAGUCGUCCCUUGUAUACUACUGUUGGCCGCCAUAGGUACGUUCUCCUAAACAGAGAAUAUUAUUUGCCCGUUGAAACGGUAACAGCACUGUUCGCUUGGUAUAUAUGGUCUCUUUCACAGAUUAUUUCGUUGCAGUCUGUCGAGGGUGCGGUUACGCGAAUUAAUUUGUUUUGUGCCGCUACUCUGGCACUGAAUGUGUUGUGUACAGGUGAGUAGUCUGAGCCGCGUAUCUCUAACUCUUAUAGCUAUUUUUGCUAGUCAUGAUCUCAUGGAAAAUUUGGGCCGUUCACAAGAAGCUACCAGGGCCUGUUGUGGCAGGAAUCCGAAUCAUGGGCAUUAUUACCGUUGUCAUAGAGUCGGGUGCGCCCACA